ACACAAAUAAUAGACAUGCUAUUAAACGAAAAAAUAGAACUUGGAUGGUAGUUGAUUAUUCUGCUGGUCUCUGUGUUAUAGAUUUACAUAAUGACGCAAAAGCUUUUGACUUUACCAUAAAAGAUGAUUCUGCUGCUGAAGAAUAA
Funneliformis caledonium is the source of this 146-nucleotide messenger RNA. Lineage: Eukaryota; Fungi; Glomeromycota; Glomeromycetes; Glomerales; Glomeraceae. The record is from the annotation of a GenBank genome assembly.